AAGCACUUGUUGCACUUGAACCUGCACUUUGAGAAUGUGGAUCGUGUUUCUACUGGUCUCAGCAAUCGUCGAAGCUGCGCCCCCCGCGCUCAGCCUUGUGGAGCACUUCGAUCAUAUUAUAACGAAUGGAUAUCCGGCGACAUUGGGUCAAGCGCCCUACAUUGUCGGCCUGCUGAUGCGAGCGGGGGCGGCGGGCAGCUGGUGUGGGGGCUCCAUUAUACACCACAACUGGGUGCUGACCGCCGCCCAUUGCACCGACGACAUGGACGGGGCGACAAUCUUCUAUGGCGCCACGAGGCGCACUCAGGCGCUGUUCAGCGUGAAUGUGAGUGCCGAGCAGAUUAUUCAGCAUCCCGAAUGGCCGCAGAGCAUUGGCAAUGACAUCGCCCUGAUACGCACACCGCAUGUGGAUUAUUGGUCGCUGGUCAAUAAGGUGGCAUUGCCAGCGAUCGCCGAGCGGAGCAAGAGCUAUGUGGAUGAGAUGGCCACCACAUGCGGCUGGGGCAGCACAAGCGAUGGCAGUCCUCUACCCGAGUGGCUGCAGUGCGUCGAUCUGCGCAUCAUCAGCAAUCAGCGCUGUUCUCGCAGCUACGGACGUCUUCCAGCGAGCGUUUUGUGCGUCGACACACCCGAGGGUCGAUCCAUAUGCGAUGGCGACUCCGGUGGUCCACUGGUCACCAUGGGUGAGGAGCCAACUCUGAUUGGCGUCACAUCGUUCAGCGAUGCAAGUAGCUGCACUUCGGUGGCUCCAGCUGGUUUCACUAGAGUCACCGCCCACUUGGACUGGAUCGAAGAGGUCUCCGGUGUGGCUUACUAGGCAUACUUAUGUAUGUACAUGAAA
Molecule: messenger RNA, 841 nt
Organism: Drosophila sulfurigaster albostrigata
Lineage: Eukaryota; Metazoa; Arthropoda; Insecta; Diptera; Drosophilidae
Product: serine protease 1-like
Exons: 1
Coding region: 35-817 (260 amino acids)
Biological process (GO): proteolysis
Molecular function (GO): serine-type endopeptidase activity
Source: RefSeq, a predicted model, not a curated record